Xenopus laevis (African clawed frog) is the source of this 2945-nucleotide messenger RNA. RefSeq names its product pyruvate dehydrogenase kinase 4 L homeolog (gene pdk4.L). Gene Ontology annotation, biological process: regulation of glucose metabolic process. Gene Ontology annotation, cellular component: mitochondrial matrix; mitochondrion. Lineage: Eukaryota; Metazoa; Chordata; Amphibia; Anura; Pipidae. Gene Ontology annotation, molecular function: kinase activity; pyruvate dehydrogenase (acetyl-transferring) kinase activity; transferase activity. The record is from RefSeq and is marked provisional.
GCUGAAGAAAGAGAAGUGUUGCCUAGAAGCUAAAGAGAAGGAAUCGGACAUUCCAUUGUGAUACAAACGGUACCCAGGCCAGAGACGAGUAGAUUGUGCGACAGCAGGCACAGGGGACUUGCUCUCCAUUCAUUUCAGUGAACCCCACAACGAAGGAAGGAAAGUACAGCCCCUGCUGAAUCUUGUUUCCCAUCAACAUCCCGACUCCCCGUCCUUCCUUUACUCACAGCAAUAGGAACUGCACCAGAGCCUACUGCCGGACCUGCGAGCAGCCUGUCUCCCCCCAUUCAGAAGUCGAAGUGACCUCCUAAUCAACAUGAAGUUCGCCCGGUUCCUGCUGAAGAACGCCGCCUUGGCAAAUGCACCCAAACAGAUUGAGAGGUUCAGCCGCUUCUCCCCUUCCCCGCUUUCCAUGAAACAGUUCAUAGACUUUGGCUCUGCCAAUGGCUGUGAGAAGACAUCCUUUGGGUUCCUCCGACAAGAGCUACCAGUAAGACUGGCCAACAUCAUGAGGGAGCUCUAUAUACUCCCUGACCAGUUGCUGGGGACUCCGUCAGUGCAGCUUGUCCAGAGCUGGUACAUACAGAGUUUAAUGGAGCUAAUAGAAUUUGUUGAAAGAGAUCCAGAAGACCAAAGAGUGCUGUCCGAUUUCACAGAGGCCCUUGUGACAAUCCGGAACAGACACAACGAUGUCGUCCCUACAAUGGCUCAGGGAGUUAUUGAAUACAAGGAGGCAUUUGGAGUGGAUCCUGUCACCAAUCAAAACGUUCAGUAUUUUCUUGAUCGCUUUUACAUGAGCCGCAUUUCCAUACGGAUGCUUAUAAACCAGCACACUCUUCUUUUUGAUGGUGGAACCAACCCAGCCCACCCAAAGCACAUUGGAAGCAUCGAUCCAAACUCUGAUGUGGUUGAGGUAGUGCAUGAUGCUUUUGAUACUGCCAAGAUGCUUUGUGAACAGUACUAUUUAGCUUCUCCUGAACUGAGAAUAAAGCAGGCAAAUGGCAAAGAUCCUUCCCAGCCGAUUCAUAUAGUUUAUGUUCCAUCACAUCUCUAUCACAUGCUCUUUGAGCUUUUUAAGAAUGCUAUGCGGGCAACAAUUGAAAAUCAUGAAACUAGUCCCCGUCUACCUCCUAUCAAAGUGAAUGUUGUCCUAGGAAGUGAAGAUCUAACUAUUAAGAUAUCCGAUAAUGGAGGAGGCGUUCCCUUGAGGAAGAUUGAACGACUGUUCAGUUACAUGUAUUCCACAGCACCCAGGCCUCUGAUGGAUAAUUCACGGAAUGCUCCUUUGGCUGGUUUUGGGUAUGGGUUGCCCAUCUCUCGACUUUAUGCCAGGUACUUCCAGGGUGACUUAAUGCUGCAUUCAAUGGAGGGCUUUGGGACAGAUGCCGUUAUCUAUUUAAAGGCACUAUCAUCGGAGUCUGUAGAAAGGCUACCAGUCUUCAACAAGUCUGCCUGGAAACAUUAUAAAUUCUGCACUGAAGCAGAUGAUUGGUGCAUUCCGAGUAGCGAACCAAAGAACCUGGCAAGGUAGAAAGCUUCUCGGAAGACUUUUCCUGUGAGCUGGAAAAGGGAUCACACACACACACCUUUCUCCCAGGACCACUACCUGCAAGUGUUCUGUUGCAAUAAAUAGUGUACUGUGCUUGAGCUGGCCCAUGAUGCAACAAGGAGAGCAAGUCAACCACUGCCACCAGAAAAUGCAGGAUCUUUAGAUAGUAGUAUUGCACUUUUGGCUGAUUCAUUCAAUAUUAAGGACUCGGGGUGCUUUUUCGCCCUAGGAAAUAUUUUGUUUGUUCUGUUAAUUAAAUAUAACAGUGUUUAUAACCAUAAGUGAUGAGAUAAAAGAUCACUGUGAAUUCCAGAAUCAAAUCUAGAAUAUAAUUCUACAUCUGAUUUAUUUCCCCUCAUAUUGUUACCAAGCUCAUGGUAAAACCUACAUUAUCCACCUUUACAGUUAUAAAAAUGGCCGACCAUAACUGAUGUUCCUUUACCCUUGUACAGUAACCAAAAUGUAUGUAAAUACCAUAUUGCCAAAAAGAGCCAGAAGAUAACUGUUUUGUUUCAUGACUUGAAGCAUACUGUGAAACAAACCCACUUCUGCCCAUAGUUGGGCACCAUCAUGUACUGUAUUCCUGCUUGUGUACUGGAAAGAGGAAUUUGCAGAACUUAACAGUCAUUUUUUAUACUGUCAUGGAGAAUAAUAGAUUUACAUCUAAAUUUUAUCUCAAUGUGGAAAUCAGUUGGUUGCAACCAUUAGAAUGGAUUGUCCCAUUUAACUAGUAAUACUGCACAAUUCACUCCUGAAGGGCUCUGUAGUUCUUAAUGUUUGUCCUCAUUCUAUGGUAGAGUUGUGCACUCUGCAGCCCCGCUGUUGUUAAACUAUAGUUCCCAUCAUGCCAUUGUGGGUACCUUUUCCCUGCCUUAUGAUGUUGUAGUGGAGACAAUGGCCACAACUAGGUCUAGUUGGGUUAAAAGAAGGUUUGAAAAUGGAAGUCUUGCAAUAGUUAGCGGGCAGCACCUAUUGUAAAUCUGAAUCCUUUUUAUCUCACCCCAAGCAUACAUUUUAAUAUUGUAAAAUGAUGCUGCUCUAAUAGAUAAAGUAUGAAACUGCAAUACACAAAAGUACCUCGAAUAACUCGGCACACUCAAAAAGUUUGAUUCAAAUGUCUAUGCAUUGUUUUACCUUGUACUAAUUUGCCAUUAAUAUUUAUUAUCUUUGUAUUAUUCCAUAGCCAUGCCGCCUUUUACUAAGUUCCUUAUGUUAUUAAUUCUUUUUUUUUCCAUUAAUAUAUUUUCUUUCGCUUUAUUUUUUAUGGCAGAAAAUUGCCAAAAAUGUUAUUUAUUGCUAUUCAGAACUUUUUUUUUUUUGCUGAUAUGCCUCCUUUUUGCAUGUGUGUCUCCAUUGUUGGAAUUUACUUUAAGGCAUUAAAUUUCUUAGCUUCAUG